UAAGUCUCUUCAUGAGCCAUGAAGGCGCAAGAGCCAGCACUCGACUGUCCCUGCAGCGCGUCGAUGCCAGGGACGCUGGAAACUACACGUGUCAUCCACGCGACCUACCAGCUGCUUCUGUCUCCGUCUAUGUCUUGCAUGAGAAGGAGCCCGCCGCCAUGCGUCACGACGCGAGCACCAACCUUCACCAGACCAGUGCGCCUGUAUUGCUUCUUCUACUGCUCACCGCUCCUCUUGUCAGCAUGCAGCUCUCCUUUGUAUACCCAUUCUUGUCAGCCACGUCCCAGUUGAAACACUUUCUUUUGCCCAAAAUUGUGAACGUUGCAAUGAUCGCAGUCUCAUUUCUUCGUUUUAUUGCGACAUCAAUGCGAUCUUGUUUCACCCGCGAACGCAAGCCGCCAGUUAAUGUAAAAUACAGCUCUUGGGUUGGCAGUACCCUAACAUGUUCUUGUCAGUUUCGGCUUUUGGCAAUAUUGAAGGGCAGGCCGACUCGGAAUACAAAUACUCCUAGCAUGCGGGAGCUUAAUUGGAGCGCCGUGCCCCCGAGAAACAUUCAACUGGAAGCCAUUUUAAUUCUUGAUCGCUACCGACCUCGGCCAACUGACGGCCGUCAAUUGCCGGGAGCCUCAAAUGCAACUCGGAGAUGUGCAGCAAAACUCAAGCACCUGAGCUCGAAACGUAAUUUAAACUUUGGACUGCAAUUGCGAAUUGUCAAUGAAGCUCCAAGACAUAUUUUCAUUGUGAUUGUAAUAUAAAACUAUUAUUUAAACUGUACAUGUGUUAUAUAAUUACAGGGUUCAUAUGAAAAGUCCUGCCUCAGAUAUUAAAGUGUCUCAUAAUUAGUGUUGUAAAUAUUUUAAGAAGUAAUUUGCUGUACUAAACGACCUAAUUGUUAGCCUAUUUUUGCAAGUUACAUGUUCAGGUAUUUGUGUUAAGGUUUUAGAAUGCUCUUAGUCGAGAGCAGCAGCUGAACGAUCGGGAAUCGUGCUCUCGAAAUUUUUCCGUAUGAGGGUAUAAAUUUUUCUUGAUUAUUUCAACGCCAAGAAUAGGUCAAAAGUUCAAUAAAAUCAUUAACAGAUAGAGGAUGGUUUGAAUUAGUGAAGAAUCUAAGGUGAUUUGUAUCCGUAAUACAGGGGUUUUCCGUUAAUCUUUCUUGUCAAACAAUUUUCGGCAUAUAUACGUAAUGGGUUUUUAAAUUUUUUUUCUGAUCGUCUGUUCAAGUAUACCAAA
This is a messenger RNA of Hyalella azteca, 1230 nucleotides long. RefSeq lists its product as uncharacterized. Gene Ontology annotation, biological process: synapse organization. The record is from RefSeq and is a predicted model, not a curated record. The transcript has 2 exons. Gene Ontology annotation, cellular component: neuron projection membrane. The coding region runs from base 12 to 755 and encodes 247 amino acids. NCBI's taxonomy places the organism in Eukaryota, Metazoa, Arthropoda, Malacostraca, Amphipoda, Hyalellidae.